Brachypodium distachyon (stiff brome) is the source of this 2822-nucleotide messenger RNA. RefSeq names its product putative pentatricopeptide repeat-containing protein At3g11460, mitochondrial. Gene Ontology annotation, biological process: RNA modification. The coding region runs from base 72 to 2732 and encodes 886 amino acids. The transcript has a single exon. NCBI's taxonomy places the organism in Eukaryota, Viridiplantae, Streptophyta, Magnoliopsida, Poales, Poaceae. The record is from RefSeq and is a predicted model, not a curated record. Gene Ontology annotation, molecular function: zinc ion binding; protein binding; RNA binding.
CACACAAUUUGGGUCCCACCUGUCAUUGUCUGCUUCGUGUUCUCCUCGCACCUCGUCUGGCCCGUGUUUGAAUGGUGGCGACCCCAUGGACGCCACCACCGCCGUCUCCUUCUCUUCCCGCCGCCACCUCCCACAUGGCCAUCACGCAGGCGCUCGCGGACGCGCUGCGCUCGUGUGGAGCACGCAGCGCGCUCACUGGCGCGCGCACGCUGCACAGUCGCCUCAUCAACGUGGGCCUCGCGUCCGUUGUCUUCCUCCAGAACACCCUCCUCCACGCCUAUCUCUCGUGCGGAGCUCUCUCCGACGCCCGAAACCUUCUGCGCGACGAAAUCACAGAGCCCAACGUCAUCACCCACAAUAUAAUGAUGAAUGGGUAUGCCAAGCUAGGCAGUCUGAGCGAUGCGGUGGAGCUGUUCGGUAGAAUGCCUACAAGAGACGUCGCCUCGUGGAACACUAUCAUGUCCGGUUACUACCAGAGCGGUCAGUUCUUGAAUGCUCUGGACAUCUUUGUGUCCAUGCGCCAAACUGGGGACUCCUUGCCGAACGCCUUCACUUUUGGCUGUGUCAUGAAGUCCUGCGGUGCACUUGGGUGGCAUGAAGUGGCACUGCAGCUGCUUGGGUUACUUUCGAAGUUUGAUUCCCAAGAUGACCCUGACGUUCAGACUGCGCUGGUUGACAUGCUUGUGAGAUGUGGGGCUAUGGAUUUUGCUUCAAAGCAGUUCAGUCGGAUUAAAAACCCAACUAUUAUAUGUCGGAACAGUAUGCUAGUAGGGUAUGCCAAGUCACACGGUGUUGAUCACGCUCUUGAGAUUUUCAAGAGCAUGCCUGAACGUGAUGUUGUAUCAUGGAACAUGGUGAUAUCGGCAUUGUCUAAGAGUGGGCGAGUCAGAGAAGCCCUCGACAUGGUUGUAGACAUGCACGGUAAAGGUGUGCGUCCUGAUUCAACAACAUACACUAGUUCUCUGACUGCAUGUGCUAGAUUGUCUUCUUUGGAAUGGGGUAAGCAACUCCAUGUUCAGGUAAUUCGGAACCUACCGCACAUUGACCCUUAUGUUGCCAGUGCUAUGGUUGAACUGUAUGCAAAAUGUGGCUGUUUUAAGGAAGCGAAGAGAGUAUUCAGUUCGUUGCGUGAUCGGAACAGUGUGUCGUGGACAGUUCUUAUUGGGGGAUUCUUGCAGUAUGGUUGUUUCAGUGAAUCUGUCGAGUUGUUCAAUCAGAUGAGAGCUGAACUGAUGGCAGUUGAUCAGUUUGCACUGGCAACUCUAAUAAGUGGCUGCUGCAAUACGAUGGAUAUUUGCCUUGGGAGUCAGCUGCAUUCUCUAUGUCUGAAAAGUGGGCACACUCGAGCUGUUGUUGUCUCCAAUUCCCUUAUAUCUAUGUAUGCAAAGUGUGGCAAUCUCCAGAAUGCUGAACUUAUAUUCAAUUUUAUGGCUGAAAGGGACAUUGUAUCAUGGACUGGCAUGAUUACCGCAUAUUCUCAAGUAGGGAACAUCGCGAAGGCUCGUGAGUUCUUUGAUGACAUGUCCACAAGAAAUGUCAUUACAUGGAAUGCAAUGUUGGGGGCAUAUAUACAACAUGGAGCUGAGGAAGAUGGCCUCAAGAUGUAUAGUGAUAUGCUAACUGAGAAGGAUGUCAUACCUGACUGGGUUACUUAUGUUACAUUGUUCAGAGGGUGUGCAGAUAUAGGUGCUAAUAAACUCGGAGAUCAGAUUAUUGGUCAUACUGUAAAGGUUGGUCUCAUUUUAGACACCUCAGUGGUGAAUGCGGUUAUCACCAUGUACUCCAAAUGUGGAAGGAUAUCAGAAGCCCGAAAAGCAUUUGACUUCCUAAGUAGGAAAGAUUUAGUUUCUUGGAAUGCCAUGAUCACUGGUUAUUCGCAGCACGGCAUGGGGAAGCAAGCUAUAGAGAUCUUUGAUGAUAUACUGAAUAAAGGGGCAAAACCUGACUACAUAAGCUAUGUUGCAGUUCUAUCAGGCUGCAGCCACUCUGGACUCGUGGAGGAGGGCAAAUUUUAUUUCGAUAUGAUGAAAAGAGACCACAAUAUAUCUCCAGGGUUGGAGCAUUUCUCAUGCAUGGUGGACCUUCUUGGCCGUGCAGGGCAUCUGAUCGAAGCCAAAAAUCUCAUAGAUGAGAUGCCCAUGAAACCUACCGCUGAAGUUUGGGGAGCUCUCCUUAGCGCCUGUAAGACACAUGGUAACAACGACCUCGCAGAAUUGGCAGCUAAGCACUUGUUUGACCUGGACUCACCCGGUUCUGGGGGCUACAUGCUUCUGGCAAAGAUGUAUGCUGACGCUGGGAAAUCAGAUGAUUCCGCACAAGUGAGGAAGCUAAUGCGAGAUAAAGGCAUAAAGAAAAGUCCUGGCUAUAGCUGGAUGGAAGUUAAUAACAGGGUUCACGUGUUCAAAGCAGAAGAUGUGAGCCACCCCCAAGUGAUUGCGAUUCGCGAGAAGCUGGAUGAACUUAUGGAGAAGAUUGCGCACCUUGGAUAUGUGAGGACCGAGUCCCCGCGUUCAGAGAUUCAUCACAGCGAAAAGCUGGCUGUGGCUUUUGGGAUCAUGAGCUUGCCUGCUUGGAUGCCUAUCCACAUCAUGAAGAACCUUCGCAUCUGCGAUGACUGCCACACGGUGAUCAAGCUGAUAUCGACGGUGACUGAUCGGGAGUUUGUGAUUAGAGAUGGCGUUCGAUUUCACCACUUCAAAGGUGGUUCCUGCUCCUGCAUGGACUAUUGGUGACCAUAGAAACCCACUGCUGUUAUUUUUCUAUGUACACUGUCAGAUUGGCUGAGAGGAGUAAAAAUGCCUGCAGUUCGCUUUCUCGUGCUA